Messenger RNA from Strongylocentrotus purpuratus (purple sea urchin), 1359 nucleotides. Its product is annotated as histone-lysine N-methyltransferase PR-Set7-like. Gene Ontology annotation, molecular function: protein binding. Bases 816 to 1166 code for a protein of 116 amino acids. The record is from RefSeq and is a predicted model, not a curated record. The transcript has 5 exons. Lineage: Eukaryota; Metazoa; Echinodermata; Echinoidea; Camarodonta; Strongylocentrotidae.
UAUAUAUAUAUAAAGAUCUGACAUUUGGGAGACAUUCCGGUGUUAUUAUACCUACUUAUAGGAGACACCCAGAUUAGGGAGACAUUUUCGUGUCUCCUUUACGUUUCAACACCCCAUACAUGCAGUUUUACAAGGAACGGUGUCCAAAAUGCUUCAUGAAUAUUCAUGUUAACAUUGUAGCUCAAUGUUCGCACCGUCCAUUUGAUACAAGGGUACAUCAACUUAAAAUAGAAACCCUUUCAAAUAUGGGGGUGUAUACUCGGCGUUGAUAUAACAGUGCAUUUGAGAGACACAAAGUUUAUGGGAUAUAUCUCGCUUUCUCAAUCGUAUAUGUGUGGGAUAUUCAUUUCUAAGAUCAGAUGUGAUUCUAACAACGUAAUAAUGUGCAUCUUGCUCAUUAUUUUUUUAAAGAAAAAUAUAUAUCCGUUAUGGUGUGAAAAGCACCCUCUUUUUUAAGGUAGUUUAUUCCAAUGCGAUAUCGCGAUCUUCGCACAUGCGCAGUAAUAUAUACAUAUAUUUGCCGAUAAAAUUGUCUCCCUUGCACCGUAAUAUAUAGCAAAAGGUGUCUCCUAACUACACCGCUACACAGCAGAUCAAGAUGUUACUAGGACCUCCACGAAUGUAGCCCAGGCGUUGCCGCCCAAGCUUCCCGCGCCGGUACGGUACGGUAUGCAGGCUAUAGCAGCAUGCAAGUCGGGACGGUUGUCUGAACUUCAGCAACUACUUGCCCAAGAAGACGAGCGAUGUGAGGAGUCGCGGUUGCAGGGCUAGGGCUUUUUUUUUCAAGCAUCAAGAUCAAGGAAAGAGUCACUGACAUGCUGACCAGAAGAAGACAUUGUGGUGUUGGAAAACCCAACCCCCUUGAGGUAGCAGCACAAUACACAGAGAAAGAAAAGGACCCUCCUCACUUCAUUGUCAAGCUGUUUGAGAACAAAGGAAGAGGGAUAGUGGCACAAAGAGACAUCUCAAAAGGGGAGUUUUUGUUGGAGUACCCAGGCCAACUUAUAUCUGCCCAAGAAGGCAACCAACGUGAGGAGGAGGAAUCAUCUGGUUUUCGUUUUUUUUUUAAGCAUCAAGGACAAAGCUACUGCAUUUCAGAGGACAAGUUCAAAGGGAAGAAGAAGAAGGAGAGACACAAGUCCACCAACAGGAAAGAGGGACUCUAGGACAACAACAAGAAGGAGAGAUGCAGGUUCACCAGCAAGAAGGACAGACACAAGGACAUGAACAAGAAAGAGGGACUCUAGGGCACCAACAAGGAGAAGACAUACAGGUCCACCAACAAGGAGAGACAGAGGACCACCAACAAGAACGAGGAACACAAAUCCACCAACAAGGAGGAGAUACACAUGUCCACCA